UGCUGCGAAGGUAGAGAAUAAUGGGAAAUCUCCAGAGCAUCUGUGGUAGUACUAUAUCCUUGGGGUGUGAAAGUAAAACGCGAGAUGAAGAAGGCGGUGGAAAUCAAUAUAAAUCAAAUGAAGCAUUGGUUUCCUUGAGUUCAAUCUACAAAGCCACAAAAGCCAUACUGCAGAAGCUGUACAAGUGUGUCUAUUUGAGGCCUCGAAAAGUAGCAAAUCCAUCACUUCCGAUUCAAAAUCCACCUCAAGUUUGCUCGUCUUCACACUCUAUCUUGGAAGACAUAUGUUUGUCUUCUUCUACUGGUUCGAGCGAUGAUGAAGAGAACGUUAGUCAUGUUUGUCAAAUAUACUCGGCAGACGGAAAUGAGGAGGUAGAACAAGAACAUGUUGUCUCUGUGAUUGGUGUAGAAAUUGGGCCUUGCUUGCACGAGAGAGAGGCCAAGGAGCAAGUGAAGACGAUUAUCGUAGUAGAGGAGGAAGAGAGAGAAGCCAAGGAGCAAGUAAAUAGUAGUAGUAUCAUAGUGGGGGAGGAAGAGAAGAGGAUAAAACAUUAUAGCAGCCGGCAUAGCAUACUGUUGGUCGGAGAAGGCGACUUCUCCUUCUCCGCUUGUCUCGCCUUGGCUUUUGGCUCCGCCGCCAACAUCGUCGCCACAUCCCUCGAUUCUCUAGCAUUUUUGAAGAAGAAUUAUGGGAAUGCUAUGUCCAACAUUGGUGAAUUAAGGAGGAGAGGGGGCAAGGUGAUGCAUGAGAUCGAUGCUACUAAAAUGGCCAAUCAUGAAUUGCUCGGACACCUUAAAUUCGAUCGCGUAAUAUACAAUUUUCCUUAUGCUGGAAUUUUCCCCAAGAUCGUGCCACGCGAAACCCAACUUAGUCUUCAUAGGGAACUGGUGAGCAAGUUUCUAAUGAACGCCCGGAAUAUGAUAAGUGAAAAUGGUGAGAUUCACAUUUCGCAUAAGACCAAUGGUUUCCAUGAUCGGUUUUAUGUGGAAGACAUUGCAUCUUCGCACGGCCUCAGGCUUAUAGAGGCUGUGACAUUUGAACGUGCUGAUUAUCCAGGCUACAACACCAAGUCCGGAUUCGGGGGUGAUGCCAACUUCGAUUGCUACCCUAGCAAUACCUUCAAAUAUGGCCUUAAUUAAGUAUAUGUAUCGCUGUGAUCACUUCAUUUUCUCUUUUUUGUUUCCAAGAUAGAUAUCGCUUGCUCUAUGCUUUUAGUGUGUAUGUUGUUACCUUUUGCGCCAUAUGUAUCUCAGGGACAAACUAAAUGAAAAAAUGUAAC
Molecule: messenger RNA, 1279 nt
Organism: Salvia splendens (bonfire salvia)
Lineage: Eukaryota; Viridiplantae; Streptophyta; Magnoliopsida; Lamiales; Lamiaceae
Exons: 3
Coding region: 21-1139 (372 amino acids)
Biological process (GO): rRNA base methylation
Cellular component (GO): cytoplasm
Molecular function (GO): rRNA (uridine-N3-)-methyltransferase activity
Source: RefSeq, a predicted model, not a curated record